GCAGCGACGGGAAACCACGGGAGCACCUCCCCCGCCGCCUCGGCCCUACCCCUGAGGCAGCAGCCCGCAGCCUCGGCUCCCCCCGGGGCUCCAGGGGGUUGAGCGGCCCCCGCCCUCCCUGAGGGGCCAUGGCGGCGGCGGGUAGAGGCGGGCAGAGGCGCUGGGCCCGUCCCCGCAGCCCUCAGCCCCCCCGGCAGCCCGCGGGGCCAGCCCGGGCCCUCCAGGUGUCUGUCAUUCUGACUGUUCACAACAGUGAAUGCUGGUUAGAUGAAUGCUUGAAGUCAGUUUGGGAACAAGAUUUUAAAGGAACCAUGGAACUGUCAGUUUUUAAUGAUGCCAGUAAGGACAGUUCAGCUGAAAUAAUAGAAAAAUGGAAGAUGAAGCUGGAAGGUGCUGGUGUUCCAGUGGUUCUUGGCAGUAAUGAAUCCUCUCAGCCUCGAGGUGUUGGAUUUGCUAAAAAUCAAGCAGUAAUUCAGAGCUCAGGAGCCUAUCUCUGCUUUCUGGAUUCAGAUGAUGUGAUGAUGCCACAGCGGGUGAGGCUGCAGCACGAAGCUGCCAUUCAACACCCAAACACUAUUAUUGGUUGCCAAGUCAGGAGAGAGCCCCUGGACUCAACUGAACGCUACACACGUUGGGUCAAUAAUCUGACUGAGGAACAACUUCUUACCCAGGUGUUUACCUCCCAUGGGCCUACAGUGAUCAUGCCAACCUGGUUCUGCUCUCGGGAAUGGUUUUUUCACGUGGGAAAAUUUGAUGAGGGUGGAAAGGGUGUUCCAGAAGAUUUGUUGUUUUUUUAUAGACAUAUCCAAAAGGGUGGCCAAGUCUUCCGAGUAAACCAGUGCCUCCUGCUGUACCGUUACCAUCCCCAGGCUGCAACUCAUUCAAUCCUAGAGGAAACCAUCUGGAAUCACCGAGUCAGGUUUCUUGAAGACAGAGUCCUGAGCUCCUGGACAUCAUUCAUUAUUUGGAAUGCUGGCAAGCAAGGCAGAAAGCUCUACAGAAGUUUGUCACCAGCUAAUAGGAGAAAGGUAACUGCAUUUUGUGAUGUUGAUGAAAAGAAAAUAACAAAAGGAUUCUACACUUACGAAGAAUCUGAGGAGAGACCAAAACCCAAAAUUCCCAUAUGUCACUUCAGAGAUGCAACUCCACCUUUCAUCAUCUGUGUGAAGCUGGAUUUGACAGGUGGAGCAUUUGAAACAAACCUGAACACACUGAACUUGAAGGAAGGGAUGGAUUAUUAUCACUUCAACUAAAAGCCAAGGAAUCUCUGCUCAGAGCUUUCAGACACAACCUCUGCCUCUUCUCCUGCCCCCCAGGGAGUGCAGCUCCUGCUGAGGCUCCACUUGGCCAGGAUGUCACAGCACAAACUCUUAAGUGGCAUCAGAUCCAAGAGCUUCAGUUCCCAAACCAGCAGCCAGUGCUGGCAGCUUCACUGUGCUGAGCUCUGCACCAGAGAGAAAGGAAAGAAGUCAGCUGGAGUAUCCUGCACACAUCACUACUCAACUGGUAUCCCAGUCAUGCCAUUAAGUCAAUUAAAUGGAGAAGAAAAUACAGACAUGCAAAGCUACAAUAUUUACAGUCCUUCUUAAUGCUUUAAUGUUUAACUACUCUCACAAAUUUUAUUUGCCCAAGUUUAAAAGGAAUGACAAGUGUUGAUUUCAACAUUGACAAUGUUGAAUGACAAGUUGAACUAUGAAAUUAACUUCAUUCACCUUUCCAUCAUGUUAUGCUUUGGAUUCCUCAAGUGUUUCUCCUCUGCUCUCAGGAUAUAUGAGCUCUUGAAGGAGAGCAGCACGUUAUGUGAGCACAAACUGGCUGCUAGGAGGAACAUCUGGACUGCUCUGAGAAGUCCUCUGAGUCCAGUGAGUAUCACUCUGAGUGAACUCCAGCAGUUUUCUGGGCAGGUUUUUCUGCCGGAAGUUACACUGAUAUAUUUGCUUAUGUUUAAAACAGGAGGAAAAAGUGACCUUCCAAAUUCAGUCAUAUAAUUUCCAGAGUGAACUCUUUAUCCUAUGAUAUUAUUUAUAACAAUUGUAUCUGAUUUACCUGUAUGCAUUACAUGUAUUUGGCUACUUAUUUGGUUUAUAUCACACACUUUUCUCCUAAGUUGUGCGGCUCCUCUCAGCCUCUAAUAAUUAAGGAGCUGGAAGUGUUGUUUUUGAGAUCAGUGGAUUAAUCUUUUAACAUCUGAGAUUUGAAUAAACACCUGAAUUUUAAUAUAAUUUGAAUCUAGUUGACGAGAAAGCCUUGAGACAGCAAUGCUCAAUUAAGUUUUUGCUCUAAAAACAAUGCCUUGUGUGGAGGAGGUUCAGAUUCUUGUUUAUCAAACCAGCAAAUGUUAGUCACAGGUUUCUUAAAAUUGUACUGAAAGCAGAAGACUGAAGAAAUCUCAGUAAGAACAGGAAGAUGAGCAGAGAAAAUUGCUCUGGGUGUCCUUGAAGAUUAUUCUAUUCAUAUUAGCCUUUGGACUAGUUUUUUAAAUAUAUUUUUUUAAAACCUUCUUUAGACCCGUACUAAUUCAGCCUCCUUAUCUUUGGACGGAGAGGAAAUGAGCCUGUAAGAAACUCCUUACAAAGCAGAAAGUUCUGUAUUUCUGAAUACUGAAUAGAUGGGCAAUUCCACACUGUUUGCAUUAAAUUAAAUGGGACCCACAUAUGGAUAUUUUGUCUGUCCUCUUGUGAAUGCAGUAACUUUUACAUUAUAUUCUUCCUUCUAGACAGCAUUAGCCUGCUGCAGCUUGCAAAACCCAUGUUAUAAUUUCAUGGUUGGAACUGACUGGAAGUUUUUAUCCUUUUUCUUCACCCAGAGAAGGCAGACAGUUUUUAGACAUCUGUACUGUAUUAUUUCAUUCCUGUGUUUUGUCUGAGUAAGAUGUCACACACCAAGUCUGGAAUGUUUUCAACAAAGGAGAAUGAAGGGCCUAAGACCAGAGUCUCCAGCAGGUCCCUGUCUUCUGUAGUGAGCUGGAGGACAUUCCUGCUGCUGCACCUGAGGACUCAGGAGGUUUGGGGGGACAAUUGCUCACUGAUGACUUUGUGCACAUUCCACGUUUACCUUGGAGAGGAGCUGGGGCUUGGGCACUCUCAGGAGCUCACACAGGGAGUUCCGCUGCUCCCUCACUACUGCCAGCUCAGCUUCCCUGCAGAAAGAAGGAAUUUUCCAGUUCAGUCAAAAAUUAAAACCAAAGUUGGCUACAUCCCUAACAGCUUUUUAAGCCAGCCAUGUUCUUACUGUAUUUCUAGGUAUGCAGCUUUACUUCUGUGUGCAAUUCAAUUACAGAAGUCUCAGCUGUGACACAUUUUAAGAAUAACAUUUUUGUAUUAACAGUGUAACGUCUGAAGUCAGAUAAACCAUAAAUCCAGAACAGCUCUUCCAGAAGUGACAGUUACUAAUAAAGUGUCUGAGUACUCUUCUAGGUUUUUGUAUUCAAAAAAAUAAAAAAGCACUUAUGAAUAACC
Molecule: messenger RNA, 3458 nt
Organism: Calypte anna (Anna's hummingbird)
Lineage: Eukaryota; Metazoa; Chordata; Aves; Apodiformes; Trochilidae
Gene: B3GNTL1
Product: UDP-GlcNAc:betaGal beta-1,3-N-acetylglucosaminyltransferase like 1
Exons: 13
Coding region: 129-1253 (374 amino acids)
Source: RefSeq, a predicted model, not a curated record